CAACUGUCGGUUCUCGGCAGUACUUUCCUCACGAUCUGACAGCGUGAGGAAAGUGCAGCUGAGAACUGGCAAUUGCAUUUCCCUGUGAUCAGCGUGUCAUUGGACACCGCUGAUCACGUGUACUGCCGAGAGCCAGCAGUUGUCAGAGGAAGGAUCGGCACCAAUCAUGAGGGCACUGAUCAUCAGUGCCCUGAUGAUCAGUGCCCAUCAGUGCCACCCACCUGUGCUCAUCAGUGCCACCCACCUGUGCCCAUCAGUGCCCACCAGUGCCACCCAGCAGUGCAGCCCAGCAGUGCCAUCCAUCAGUACCGCCCCCAGCAGUACUACCAGUCAGUGUCCAGCAGUGCCGUCAGUGCCCAUCAGUGCCACCUCUCAGUGUCCACCAGUGCCGCAUAUCAGUGCCCAUUAGUG
Molecule: messenger RNA, 411 nt
Organism: Staurois parvus
Lineage: Eukaryota; Metazoa; Chordata; Amphibia; Anura; Ranidae
Source: the annotation of a GenBank genome assembly